Caenorhabditis sp. 36 PRJEB53466 is the source of this 1662-nucleotide messenger RNA. NCBI's taxonomy places the organism in Eukaryota, Metazoa, Nematoda, Chromadorea, Rhabditida, Rhabditidae. The record is from the annotation of a GenBank genome assembly.
AUGCCCGGCUCCGCUCUCUCUCCGCUUCUCCUGCUCCUUGUUCUGCUCCGUGUGCAUCCGAUUUUCACUCAGUUUCAGGUAAAAUUGAUAACAACCAAUGUCCUGUACUAUCUAAAUUUGCUCGAGAAUAAUGCCACGUUUGAUAGGUUACUAAUAAACUAUCUUCCGUUAUUCAAUGAUAUAUCAAUUUGCCGCCAAAGUACUGUCCUGCAGACGGAGCACAAUGAACAAUUGUUUUGUAUUUUCGGGGAACAGGUGCCAGACACUAACCGAUGAGCUGUCAAAUCCAUUGCUCACGGAGCCACCGAUUGGCAGCGAUUUGCAGACCGCGUUUAAGUGGUUUCCAUUACGAUUCCCUCAUAUUCAGUAGACCGAGAAAUGGAGGAAAUGGUCUCGAAUCAUAUGAUCUUCGCUUCCCUCACUGCUUCGAUGUUUACUACUUGUGAUUGUACUUGUUUGUCAUUGAACAGAAAUCAGAGAAUACUUGGGAAACAGGAAGUUAACAGGUACUGUAUCGGGAGAAUUCGGAGCACAUCUGGAACAGUUCGCAGCCCGUCCGUUUCUGGGAACUCGUCGAGUACCGCCCGACGCCUCCUCCCACCACGACCACGGUCCCGCCGCCGACGACGACGACGUAAGUGAACGGCUGACUUUCUUAGACUUCAUUCGCCGAAUGACCUGUCUCUCCUCUCCGACCUGAUUCCCUUCCAAAUCACAAAAACAGCAGCAGCGGUCGAAAGACUGACUGACCACGUCAUCCUAUGAUUGUGAUAAAUUGAAGUGGAAUCCAAGAGAUUGUCGACUACAACAAGUCACGAGAUUCGUCGUUUGUGGUUCAGAACUCCGACGACUACAACCACCAGAGAUCCUUGCGAGUCAUCGCACCCGCUGGAUCUGACCAGAAGACUCCGAGACACUGCCGGAUACAACAAGAUCUAUAUGGCAAACGACUUCUCGUCGGCUCGCAAUGAGUUCCCGGACCUGCGUGGGUUGGCUCAUAAAGCAUCCACCGAUUAUCACUGUGGAAAAAGAUGUCAACGGUGAGGGAAGGAGAGAGAGAGAAAGGGAAAGGAAAGAGGUUUAGAUCGAGUCAGCUCAUUCGAAAAAUAAUAAAAACGGGUCAGCCGGCAGAAGCGGAAAGAGCCUGGUGGGACGAGGAAGAAUGGGAAGAGCGAAAGAAACGGGCGAUCGAAUGGAGGGAUUCGGAGGUCACGGACAGUGCGCUCCUCAUGAGAAACACCGGCACGUCCAAGCAUAUUCUAGGUUCGUUCGCGUCCGUACCUACCAUAAUACUCAUUCCAGGAAUGACCGUUGCUGUCGAAUGUGACGACGAGAACGGAGAGUUCAACAGCGGCGGCUAUUCCCUGUGCACCACGUGCCGGGCCGUCCGUCAUCUCCCUUCCACCUACUUUCCACGCGUCAUCAAUGAGCUCAUUUGUUCUCAGAAAGCGUGUCUCCGUGGGGAGGGAAAGUGCAUUCAAAGGGUGAUGCCUAUGAAGGUACAUCCGUCGUCGUUAUCAUCCCCAAUUGAAUAACACUUUUUAGGUGCUUCGAAAUGUGGGGACCCGCGAGUGUGCUCGAUGGCACAUCAGCUCCAUCGACGUGCGAACGUGCUGUGAUUGCAUGCUCAACCCGUCCUCACCACUUGUUACUUACCUGUGA